AUGGAUGACUCGCCUGCCGAGAGCAUCGACAACUCCAAGGAGAAGAAGAAGAGCAGAAGACCAGCCAACACUGCCUUUCGCCAGCAACGCUUGAAAGCAUGGCAGCCUAUUCUUACCCCCAAGACUGUUAUCCCGCUCUUCUUCGUCAUAGGAAUCAUAUGUGCACCUAUUGGUGGACUGUUGAUCUAUGCUAGUUCUACUGUCAAGGAAUUGCGCAUCGAUUACACCAACUGCUUCCGCGAUUCACCUACCGACAAGCCUACUUUGAUGGACCCGAGCCUCGUCCACCCGGCUUUCAAGACGAAUAACACCAUCAAUGCCAUGUGGCAGCACAACACAACAGAUUUUGCCUACGGAGCCGUUACCGUCCAGAAUCUCACAAAAUGUACUCUCACCUUUGAUAUACCUGAGGAGAUGUCCCCACCGGUUUUUCUCUACUACCGCCUAGAGAACUUCUACCAGAACCACCGUCGCUAUGUUGCCUCGUUCUACGACAAGCAGUUGUUGGGUAACGAUGUUUCGCUCUCUGAUGUUUACAGCUCCAGUUGUCAACCCCUGGCCACUUCAAACGAAACGUACAGCAACAGCAAAGCCUAUUAUCCCUGUGGCCUAAUUGCAAACUCAUUGUUCAACGACACUCUUAUGAGUCCUAUACUUUUGAAUGUACCAACAACAACAACCGGGGACAACACGACUAGUCAGAUUUACGAAAUGAAGAAUACCUCGAUCGCUUGGGAGUCAGACAAGGCCCUGUACGGAAAUAGAACAAGCACCAACUACGAUAAUAUUCUUCCGCCCCCGAAUUGGCAGAUUAGAUACCCUGGUGGUGUCUAUUCCGACUCGGCGCCCCCGCCAAACAUACACGAAGAUGAGCACUUCAUUGUUUGGAUGCGGACGGCAGGGCUACCAACCUUCAGCAAGCUGUACGGUCGAAACGACACGAGCCCUAUGUUAAUCGGCACAUACUCUAUGGACAUCAUCGACAACUUCAGAACAGACGUGUACCAGGGCCAGAAGAGCAUUGUCAUAACAACCCUUUCCGUCAUGGGAGGGAAGAACAACUUCCUAGGAAUUCUCUGGCUCGUCGUCGGCGGAUUCUGCAUUGCACUUGCGCUUCUUUUCCUUAUCACCAACUUCAUCAAGCCUCGAAAGCUCGGUGACCACACCUAUCUCUCCUGGAACAAUACUCCGGCCUCCGCCGCCGCAAAGGGCAAAGGCAAAGCAGCCCCGUCGAUCGGCAUGGCCAGCGGUCGCGAUUUGUCGUAG
This is a messenger RNA of Hypoxylon fragiforme, 1266 nucleotides long. Its product is annotated as LEM3/CDC50 family protein. Gene Ontology annotation, cellular component: endoplasmic reticulum; Golgi apparatus; plasma membrane. The record is from RefSeq and is a predicted model, not a curated record. NCBI's taxonomy places the organism in Eukaryota, Fungi, Ascomycota, Sordariomycetes, Xylariales, Hypoxylaceae. The coding region runs from base 1 to 1266 and encodes 421 amino acids. The transcript has 3 exons.